AGUCAUAGUCCCUGAAUUGCCUUGGACGGUGCUUCUCCUAUGGCUUCUGCAGUUUUGAUGACCUCCUUUCUUCUCUGUGUGUGUCUACUGCUGGCCUCUGGCUUUGCCCAGGCAGGCAGGCUGCUGGUGGUGCCCAUGGAUGGGAGCCACUGGUUCACCAUGCAGAUGGUUGUGGAUAAACUCAUCCACAGAGGGCAUGAGGUGGUGGUAGUCGUGCCAGAGGUGAGUUGGCAACUGGGAAAAUCCCUGAAUAUUACAAUGAAAACUUACUCCGUUUCUUAUACGCUGGAAGAUUUGAACCACCAUUUCAAGUUUUUUGCUCACAAUCAAUGGAAAACUCAAGAAGUAGGAAUGUUUUCUCUGCUAAAGAAUUCAGGCAAAGGUUUCUUCAAAAUAUUGUUUUCACACUGUAGGAGUUUGUUUAACGACAAGAAGUUAGUGGAGUACUUGAAGCAGAGUUCUUUUGAUGCUGUGUUCCUGGAUCCUUUCGAUGUGUGCGGCUUAACUGUGGCCAAGUACUUGUCGCUCCCGUCCGUGGUCUCCAGCAGGGGAAUAUUUUGUCACUAUCUUGAAGAGGGUGCCCAGUGCCCCAGCCCUCCUUCUUUUGUUCCCAGACUUCUCUCAAAACUCACAGACACCAUGACUUUCACGGAGAGAGUGUGGAACUACUUCUCCUACAUGGGGGAGCAUGCAUUUUGCCCCUAUUUUUUCAAAAUUGCUACAGACAUUGCCUCUGAAGUUCUGCAGACCCCAGUGACUAUGGAGGACCUCGUCAGCCAAGUGUCCAUUUGGUUGUUACGCACUGACUUUAUGUUGGAGGUCCCCAGACCUGUGAUGCCCAACAUGGUCUUUGUUGGCGGGAUCAACUGCCACCAGGGAAAGCCGAUUUCCAAGGAAUUCGAAGCCUAUGUCAACGCCUCUGGAGAGCAUGGCAUCGUGGUUUUCUCUUUGGGAUCCAUGGUCUCGGAGAUUCCGGAGAAGAAAGCUAUGGAAAUUGCUGAGGCUUUAGGCAGAAUUCCUCAGACUGUCCUAUGGCGCUACACUGGACCUAGACCAUCCAAUCUUGCAAAGAACACAAUACUUGUCAAAUGGCUACCCCAAAAUGAUCUGCUCGGUCAUCCAAAGGCUCGUGCGUUCAUCACACACUCUGGCUCCCAUGGUAUUUAUGAAGGAAUAUGCAAUGGCGUUCCCAUGGUGAUGAUGCCCUUGUUUGGCGAUCAGAUGGACAAUGCCAAGCGCAUGGAAACUCGGGGAGCUGGGAUCACCCUGAAUGUCCUUGAAAUGACUGCUGAUGAUUUGGAAAAUGCCCUAAAAGCGGUCAUCAAUGACAAGAGCUACAAGGAGAACAUCAUGCGUCUCUCCAGGCUUCACAAGGACCGUCCUAUAGAGCCUCUGGACCUGGCUGUGUUCUGGGUGGAGUAUGUGAUGAGGAACAAAGGGGCACCACACCUGCGUCCAGCCGCCCAUGACCUCACCUGGUACCAAUACCAUUCCUUAGAUGUGAUCGGCUUCCUCCUGGCCAUCGUGUUGACAGUGGUCUUCAUUGUCUUUAAGUGCUGUGCCUAUGGCUGCCGAAAAUGCUUUGGGAAAAAAGGACGAGUUAAGAAAUCACACAAAUCCAAGACCCACUGAGAAGUAGGUGGGAAGUGAAGAGGAAAAUAUUGGUUCAUUCUCCAAUCAGUUUGACACUUGAAAACAGAAUCGGUGUUAAAUUUAUUUUAUUUUUAUUUGGGAAAUAAUUAGCCAUCCACUACACAUCCAGAACAUUUUUAAAAUAAAAACAUUUCUAAUUGCUGGCCACACCCAUCAGGGAAAGUAUGGACAAUGCUUGCCAUCUGUUGGUAGCUUACAGAAAGUUUGGCACUCUGUAUU
Molecule: messenger RNA, 1872 nt
Organism: Onychomys torridus (southern grasshopper mouse)
Lineage: Eukaryota; Metazoa; Chordata; Mammalia; Rodentia; Cricetidae
Product: UDP-glucuronosyltransferase 1A1
Exons: 6
Coding region: 40-1632 (530 amino acids)
Molecular function (GO): UDP-glycosyltransferase activity
Source: RefSeq, a predicted model, not a curated record